AUGUGUAAAAGAGAAAGAAGUUACUCUUUACACAUAAAUGGAGGAGGAGGCCCUUCAAAACCACUGCAGAAGAAUGAUUUCCUGUGUCCGAAACAAACCUCCUCCUCCUCCUCGAGGGGGAGACACGCGCAGCACCGAGGAGCCAAUGGGAGGGAGAGGAGGACCGGAGUUGUAGCCGGAGACGAGUUCAGAGAUCUCCGGGAAUGUAACGUUGACCUCCCUUUCCCAUACUCCACGUCCUCCCCCAAUCUCAUAUGUCAAGGUCCCGAAGACCUGGCCGUCCCCCCUCGACUCCUCUUAAUGCUGAAGCUCAAAACGUUCAACGAGAAGAUGAAACGGGCUGCAGAGGUGGAGCUCCACGACCCCGCAGUCUGCUGUGUGUGUGAGCGACAACAGGCUUCUCUGGCCUUGGAAAGUUUUAUCAGGAGGAAGAAGACACAACUGCAGUUCCAAGCACUGAAGGGCAGACUGAACACACACUUGAGCUAUCGAGAGUGUGCACGUUGGGGGAGUUUGGGAGAAAUCUCCCAAAGCCUUUUGAUGCCCACCACUGGAUUUGGGAGGAACAACUUGGUUUGUGCGGGUCACAGCAACCUAGGGUUGCCUUAGCAACAGCUAAGGAACGUAGAGUUACCCUAGCAACAGAUGAAAUGAGGGGUUACCCUGACAAAAACGCUACAGGUACUCAUUUAACGAGACCUCGCUGUGCUUUUCCAGACAGAUAGCUGAAGACCUGAUGGGCACAGUAUUAAUACAACGAAAGGUAUAAUAUUGUGUUGCUGUCAAAAAUAUUCCUAUCUCUAUAUUUUGACACACAGGCUAAACCCGCCCAUUUGCCCAGUACAUACUUAUCCAUAUGCGUCCUUGGUUACUCCUCAGCACAGCUACAGCUGUAUGUAUUGGUGUGAUCGUGAACACAGCUGUGUUUAUGAUCACAAAAACAAGUCUAGCCUUUGUUUUUGAGUGUAAAAAGGACCAUGUUGAUAACAAGGUUAGUACAAAACAUCUAUUUAUUUUCUUAUCACUGUACUAAAGUUAAACACACAACACUUUUCAGAGCAGAUGAGUCUGGCCUUUUCACUUGAACAAUGUAAACAUUAAAAGAUUGUGUUUCUUCAAUUAAACCUAUUUGUUUUUUCAUUGGCACAAAAUAUUACACAACAGACAGCCACGGAAGCACACAUGCAUUG
Messenger RNA from Etheostoma cragini (Arkansas darter), 1190 nucleotides. RefSeq lists its product as uncharacterized. Lineage: Eukaryota; Metazoa; Chordata; Actinopteri; Perciformes; Percidae. The transcript has 4 exons. The record is from RefSeq and is a predicted model, not a curated record. Bases 1 to 609 code for a protein of 202 amino acids.